Molecule: messenger RNA, 1610 nt
Organism: Tilletiaria anomala UBC 951
Lineage: Eukaryota; Fungi; Basidiomycota; Exobasidiomycetes; Georgefischeriales; Tilletiariaceae
Exons: 1
Coding region: 108-1400 (430 amino acids)
Biological process (GO): tRNA splicing, via endonucleolytic cleavage and ligation
Molecular function (GO): tRNA 2'-phosphotransferase activity
Source: RefSeq, a predicted model, not a curated record
GGUGCAUGCUGCCUCCCUUCGGUCACAAUUCUGGCUCCACGAGGUUCAAGCUUAUGCAUGAAUUUGCUACGAAAAAGUCAAUUCGUCAGAGAUUAUCAUUUCCGAUCAUGUCCGGUGCGGCACCGUCAUUGCAAGGGCUCACGUUGGAUGAAGACGCAAAUACACCCUCGGCUUCCGCCAGCCAGCCCGUCGAUACUGCACAGGAUGGCAACGGCAACGCUCAUGGUCAUAUAAGCAACACGGUCCAUGUGAAAGGAAAGCCAAAAGCGGGAGGGGGUGGACGAGGAAUUGGCGGUCGCCAAGAGGAUAGCCCGGAUACGCAAUUGUCGAAAGCGCUUUCGUACAUUUUGCGACAUGGCGCCGCCUCUGAAGGGUUGAAGGUCCUGCCUGACGGUUACGUCGAGCUGGAAAAGGUGCUUACGCGGCCGAAGAUUUCAAAAAUCAAGAUGCCUCCCCGCUCGAAGGAGAGGCUUGGUAAUGGUGGUGGCGGUGGCGACGACGAGGAGCUAGAGGCGCGCGAUGCUACUCCCGCCCAAGCUGCAGGAGGCAGAGAAGCAGUGCAGGCGAGCAGCCGUGCGCCAGACGUGCAGGAUGUGCUGGAAUGUGUCGACUCGAAUGUGAAGAAGCGCUUCCAAGUCAGGCAAGAUGCUGAAAUGAACGGAGGAAAGUGGUGGAUUCGCGCGGUGCAAGGUCAUUCCAUGAAGGACGUCGUCGAUUUGGAUCAUGUACCACUUACGCUGUCCAACCUCGCCGAACAUCUCUCAGCCUCCUCUUCUUCCAACUCCUUGGAAACUCCAUCGACCACACACCCGACGUACACGCUUGUGCAUGGCACGACGCCGAUAGCGUUCACCCAAAUCCUUGCGACGGGCGGACUGCUGAGCAUGUCGCGCAACCACAUCCACCUCGCCAAGGGCAUACCCGGUGCAGAAGGCGUAAUCAGUGGGAUGCGCACAAGCAGCAAGGUCCGUAUCUUUGUGAAUGUCGAGAAGGCGCUAAAGGAUGGAGUGCAAUUCGGCGUCGCAAGCAAUGGCGCUGUGUUGACGCCGGGUGUCCCUUAUACGCCGCCGUCGCCACCAUCUUCGAAUACAGCAGAAGGGAGGUCCGGCGCACAUGCCGGCGCUGCAGCGCCCUCAUCGCCAGCAUCGACAGCGGCAGCAGUGGAGCAAGCCCUAGCCCCGACACCAAACGCAGCCCCUUCCGACACUCCAAACCAGCGCAAGUACCCACCGCGCAAACCGCGGCCACCGCAGGCGAGCAAGUCACGCGCCAAGGCUGCCAGCGCGCUGUCCUCUUCUGGGCUGCUGCCGCUCAAGUACUUUGCGCGCGUCGAAGAUGACAAGGGUGGCAUCCUCUGCCUUCCUCAUUCUUUCUCAUCUGAUGAAGGGCGCGCAGAGUAGUCUGUAGCGGGAAUGUUCGGUGAGCAAGGCGUGCAGGAGGAGCGGCUGACAUACGGGACGGAUGAGUUCCCUGGCAAGGAGAUUUUUAAUAUGUGUCGAAAUACAGCCUUGUUUGCUUCUGCUGUAGGGACUUCUAUCAUUUUAGUGGCCUAUAUCUGGCGCGAAUACCAUUUACGGUCCGUCGCCUCCACAUCACAUCCUGCUCUACUC